Ogataea philodendri is the source of this 717-nucleotide messenger RNA. RefSeq lists its product as uncharacterized. The record is from RefSeq and is a predicted model, not a curated record. The coding region runs from base 1 to 717 and encodes 238 amino acids. The transcript has a single exon. Gene Ontology annotation, molecular function: DNA binding. NCBI's taxonomy places the organism in Eukaryota, Fungi, Ascomycota, Pichiomycetes, Pichiales, Pichiaceae.
AUGGAAUCCUAUCAUGGAGUAGUCCUGUCAUUAUCCGACGCAAUACUGCUGUUGGAGGCUGCUCGCAACAACCUGAUACCCAAGAUCAACAGAAGACUGUCAGACUACGAGAGAAUGGUACUCAUACGGCCCGGAUCAAUUUUUGUAUGGAACGAGUCCGAAUCAAAAAUCAAACGUUGGACAGAUAGCAGAAACUGGAGCGCCUCAAGAGUUAACUCUGCUUUCCUCAUCUACAGAGAGAUGGAGUCCGGUGAGAACGGACACCCUUCGUCAAAUGUCAAGCCUGACGGGCUUGUAAAACAGUCAUUUUCCGCCACGCUGAAAUCCGGUGACAAAUACCACAUAAUAAGUUAUAUGCCCAGCAGCUCGAACGUUUCCGAGCUACUUAAAAGGCCAACUAAUGACCCGCGUCUUCAGGGCCUCAAAAUCGAGGAAAGUCUUUAUUCCGACUACUUGGCCGGGGAAGUCGAGUCAGAAACCUCCACCCGCGUGGAGUUACCCGAGCCCCAACUUGAAAAUUAUAAUUCCGGCCCUCCUAAGCCGAAAACACUCGCUGUGCAAUUAACAGGGUUCAUGUCCGAGCCAAAUUUCGCCCCGGCCGGUAUACAAUUUUCUGACACCACCGGUGCGCGAUAUUCUGGUGCCGGCUUCAAAUACAACGGCCGACUGCAGGAGGAUGGCAAUAUGUUGAGUAUUCUCGAUCGCGGUUUUAUAUAG